This is a messenger RNA of Oxyura jamaicensis (ruddy duck), 1648 nucleotides long. RefSeq names its product neuropeptides B and W receptor 2 (gene NPBWR2). The coding region runs from base 36 to 1034 and encodes 332 amino acids. Gene Ontology annotation, cellular component: membrane; neuron projection. The record is from RefSeq and is a predicted model, not a curated record. NCBI's taxonomy places the organism in Eukaryota, Metazoa, Chordata, Aves, Anseriformes, Anatidae. Gene Ontology annotation, biological process: neuropeptide signaling pathway. The transcript is spliced from 2 exons. Gene Ontology annotation, molecular function: neuropeptide binding; neuropeptide receptor activity.
CAGUGACUUUGGAGGGCAGCCUGUGACCGGCAGGCAUGGGGAACAGCUCUCUGUGGGAUGGUCUGAACAGCACGUGCAGCAACACAGGCAACAGCUGCUACCUGGACAGCAGCAUGAGGUUCAAUUUUUCCUUCCAAGAGCAAGCAGCCGAUUUCUAUGUUGUCCUCCCUGUGAUUUACUCUGUGAUUUGUGCUGUUGGGCUCACAGGCAACACCGCUGUUAUCUACGUGAUCCUCAAGGCUCCUAAGAUGAAGACUGUGACAAACAUGUUCAUCCUGAACCUUGCCAUAGCUGACGACUUGUUCACACUCGUCCUGCCCAUUAAUAUCGCUGAACACCUCCUGCACUACUGGCCCUUUGGAGAAGUCCUCUGCAAGGUCAUCUUGUCCAUAGACCACUACAACAUCUUCUCUAGUAUUUAUUUCUUAACAGUCAUGAGCAUAGACCGCUAUCUGGUCGUCCUGGCCACAGUCAAGUCCAAGAGGAUGCCACAUCGUACAUACCGAGCAGCCAGGAUCGUCAGUUUGUGCAUCUGGAUCCUAGUCACCAUCAUAGUUCUCCCCUUCAUCAUCUUUGCUAACGUCUACGUAGAUGACCUGGAGAUUAAGAGUUGUGGUCUAAAUUUCCCCAAGCCCGAAAGGUUUUGGUUCAAAGCCAGCAGGAUCUAUACCCUCAUCCUUGGCUUCGCCAUUCCAGUAUCCACCAUCUGCAUCCUCUACACCAUGAUGCUGUACAAGCUGAGGAACAUGCACUUGAACUCUAACGCUAAAGCCCUGGACAAAGCCAAGAAGAAAGUCACUAUCAUGGUCUUCAUCGUCCUGGCCGUGUGUCUCUUCUGCUGGACCCCCUUCCACUUGGCCACCAUCGUGGCUUUGACCACUGACUUGCCCCAGACCUCCAUGGUCAUUGGCAUAUCCUACUUCAUCACCAGCCUAAGCUAUGCCAACUCCUGCCUGAAUCCCUUCUUGUACGCCUUCCUGGAUGACAGCUUUCGGAAAAGUUUCCGGAAGAUGCUGGAAUGCAGAACUUCUUAAGCACGGGGCUGGGGCAACUUUGCAAACUUAGGGGAACACUUCAUGAAUGCACAACCCUUCUCUUUAGUUUACAUGUCACACGUGUAUGUCUAUCAUCACUCCCACAUUUUGUCCUGCUUACCUGCAAGUCUUGCAUCUUCCCCCUCCCUGCAUCCCCAAACAUCUCAGAAUCGCAUCGCUAUGUUCUUAUUUUUAAUCACACUCCCCAAAGCACUAAGGACAGAGCUUCCCUUUUAACGGUUUGUUUCUGCUCCAUGGCAGUCCUUUAUUGCCACCUACUGUACAGCACAGAGAAGCUAAAGAGCAGCUCUCAGAUUAAGGGGUUGUUCGCUUCUCAAGAGCUGUUAUCUGGGGGAAGGCUUGAUGCAGAGCCAACACGCACUUUGUGUCAUAUCACCAAAACAGACAGAGGACACAAGAUGAGUAUUUGCAAGAGUAUUUCAUGUCCAUGUGUGCACAGGUGUUAUGGCCUUGGUUUUGACUGAGGGAUGUCUAUUCCAAUCCCACAGCCAGAUUUCUUUUUCCCUGAACUGGUAACACAAGAUAAAUUUAAACCAAAAAGCAAAACCUGUGUCUUAAAAGUGGCAUUCAACACCAUAUAAAUAUUUCAACAA